AUGUCAAGAUUUCUGUUAGGAGAUGAAAUCGGAAACAUAAAAAUCCUUUGCUAUAAUCCCGAAUCCACUGAAGAAUCUAAAUGUACUAUUUCAAAGCUCUAUCAACCCGCAGUGGUCGCUGGACCUAGCAUCGGUGUCCAAAAACUUGCAACUUCGUCCCAAGGUGAAGGGUAUGCAAAAUCCACUGUGAAUUGUGUGCUAAACCAAGUGUCACAAGCAAAGCUUGCAGCAGCCUUUUCCGAUGGAACUUGUUUUGCAUCCAGUCUAAAGGACGAUGAUAGCCUUGAGACGCUCCUCGAAUGGAAGGAACCCCGAAUCGUUGCCAAUAAAUUUGUGGGAAUGUCUAUAUUGGACAGCUCAGUAUACACUUGCACUUCUAAUGGAAUGCUGCGAAGAACACCUUUUUCGUUGGACGGGGAAGCGAUAGAAAACUCGCAACCACAGACUGGAAUUUUACCUAGUCGAUUGCGUGAUUGGAGGUUAUCUGCAGAUGGCACAACGUUUGCAUAUGGAGGCGACGAAGUUGAUCUCUCCGUUUGGAAUACCGAGCUCGCACUUUCAACACAACCUGUACCUGCCAAACCUGUCGACGGUACAAAAAAGCGGAAACGUAACGAUGAUUUUUUUCCGUCAGAGAUUUGGAGAGCUCGAAACGUACCGAACGACAGUCUCAGCCUUCGUCAACCCAUUCGAAUUACAGCCUUGACAUACCUAUCCUCCUCAACAAACGGUCAUCAUAUUGUAACUGGUACGCAGUUUGGCGAUGUUCGACGAUAUGAUACGAGAGCUGCGCGUCGACCCGUUUCUAUCUGGACUGGUAUUGCAAAAGUCAACGGUGUGAAAACGUUGGAGAAGGGAUUCUCAGAAAAUGAAUUAUUUAUGAGCGACAAUGGUUCCAACCUGUCCUCAGUAGAUCUCCGUACUGGAGGAAUUCUUUACACUUACAAAGGAAUAUCGGGCGCCAUUUCGUCAAUUGCACAGACUCCAGAUGUAGUGGUGUCAACGUCAUUGGACAGAUACGCUCGCGUCCACAGUGUCGUUUCUCCUCCCCCUGUGGCCAGGGCACACCAGGAAAAGAAAGGCCAAGUCCUUGAAAAAGUAUAUGUUACAUCUAUCCCAACGGUAGUUGUAUGGGACAAACAGAUAUCUGCCAAGGCUGAAAUAGAGGAAACAAACGAAGAUGAUGAUGAGGUUUGGGACACUAUGGAACAUAUUUCAUGA
Molecule: messenger RNA, 1221 nt
Organism: Psilocybe cubensis
Lineage: Eukaryota; Fungi; Basidiomycota; Agaricomycetes; Agaricales; Agrocybaceae
Exons: 6
Coding region: 1-1221 (406 amino acids)
Biological process (GO): ribosomal large subunit biogenesis
Cellular component (GO): nucleolus; preribosome, large subunit precursor
Molecular function (GO): protein binding
Source: RefSeq, a predicted model, not a curated record